This is a messenger RNA of Ogataea angusta, 1803 nucleotides long. RefSeq lists its product as uncharacterized. Bases 1 to 1803 code for a protein of 600 amino acids. Gene Ontology annotation, biological process: regulation of DNA-templated transcription. Gene Ontology annotation, molecular function: DNA-binding transcription factor activity, RNA polymerase II-specific; zinc ion binding. The transcript has a single exon. The record is from RefSeq and is a predicted model, not a curated record. Lineage: Eukaryota; Fungi; Ascomycota; Pichiomycetes; Pichiales; Pichiaceae.
AUGUCUGAACCUUGCAAACGGAAAUUGGUGACGCUUUUGCCUAACACCAUGAAAAAGCGCCAGCAACGUGCUGCUUCCAAGCCCACGACGGUGCUCAACAAUCCUCGUGCUGUUACAAAGGGCCAGCCGAAACUCCGCUUCCUGAAGUCUUGCGCAAGGUGUCGCAAACAUAAAAUCAAGUGCAAUCUCAGUGAAACACGCCCAAACCCGUGCUCUGCCUGUUCCCGGCGAGGCCACGACUGCCACAUCGAGACGGUCGUCCAUGUGCAGCGCUCCACGAUCAUCAAAAACCUCGCAGAUAGCAUCGAGGACAUGAAGGCCCUGGUGGACAUGUUGAUGCUGCAGGAUAGGUUGCUUCAGAACAUUUGCCAGGAAAGAGGAAUUAAAGUGGACGGGCUUUUUGAUUUAGAGUCUGUCUCUGCUUACCCCUCACCUAUGUCUUCGCACACUCCAUCUUGCGACGAGAGCUGCAAGUCGCUUUCCAUCGAUUCGUGUUCGCCGGUCCCUUCGGAUGACGAGUACUCCUUCGAUGAGUCCCCUUGCUUCAAGCUUGGUAGCAAGGAGUAUCCUGCCGCCACUAUCCAGUCCUGGCUCAGCGAAUUCAACACGGGCUACCUGGCAAAAGCCCCUAUCAUGCAUCACAUAUCCUCGCCAACUCAGUUAUUCCAUCAGUCGCCACUUCUCUUUUGGACCAUCGCCUAUCUUGUGUCCAAAGAGGCAAAUAUCGUUGGCUAUUUAAAACAGCAGUUGCAGGACUCCACCGAUAUUUAUUCUAUUCAGGCCAUUGUCCUGUUGUCCUCUUUCCCUCAAAAACACAAGUUCGACAUCUAUUCUCUUCUUCAGCGUGCAAGGGAGAUCGCUGUCCAGCACGAGCUGAACAAAGAUUAUUCCCCGCACUCAAAAUUGUCUUCCACUCACUCGCAAAAUAUCUGGUGUCUGAUUUUCGUGCUUGGAACUUUGCAUAGCUUCAGACUGGGGAAACAAUGGUCGACGUCGUCAGACAGGUUGUUGGAGCUUAAGAAGAACCAGAGCUCGUAUACUGGAGAGCUAGUGAACAUUACGCUCUAUCUGUCAAAGAUGCUCAACAGUCUGGUUUUCGAUAUCGACAAGGAGAAUUCGGCAAUGGACAAUCUGAUUCAAAGCUCCUUGUCUUCUUGGAAACACCAACUGAGCUCAAUAGCAGCGCCUGAAUAUCAAUCUCUAUGCUGUCUGUUGUCCGUGAUUCACCUGACACUAACUCUUCUGGAGCCUGCAAAAGAGCUGGCAGACAAAGCUAUCCAAUACUCCGCCCUGAUCUCUCGCUGUCGCGAGCUGGUGGACCAGCUGGUGGGGAUGGACAUCGAACAGUCGCCGAUAUUUAUUAAGAUCGCUUUGGAUUUUGCCACACUCUUGACUCUUCGCCUCAGCACUACGCCUUAUAGUUCGUGCCCCAAAGAGGAACAAGCCGCUCUGGAGAUGUUUGUGAAAAUGUUCAAAAAGCUCUCGUCAACACGGGAGUUUGACGACUCUUCAGAGCUGAUCUUGUCGAUUGUCAAUUACCAAACCGCAACGGUCUCUCACGGCUCUCUGUAUUACCAAACUUAUUCGUUUGCAACUAAUCUUUUGCAAGGCCUUUACCCGACAUUGGACGACAAACAGAACCCAGAUACUGAGGAUCCAUACGUGAUGGAUGCAGAAUACCGUUUGUUCCAGCAACUGAAGAACUUGGAUUUAAGCAACCCUGAGAAACCAAAGCCUUUUGACGUCGUGGACGUGUUUUUGAGACUGGAGGAUGAAACAGACACUCUUAACGAGAUAAUCUAA